Messenger RNA from Acanthocheilonema viteae, 486 nucleotides. The record is from the annotation of a GenBank genome assembly. NCBI's taxonomy places the organism in Eukaryota, Metazoa, Nematoda, Chromadorea, Rhabditida, Onchocercidae.
AUGCGUCAUGCAUUUUCGUCCACAAGCAACUGCUGUAACAAUGCAUUCAAAGCCGUGCGAUCUAAUCAUAUACAAUGCCUCACACAUAUGAAUAAGAGUGAUUUGGAACAACGCGACAUCAGUGGACAAACACCGCUUCAUGUAGCCGCUAAACUUGGCUUUUUGCAGGCUAUCGAUUUACUACAACACGAAGCACCAGAAACACAGGAUGCUGUAUCAGUAUUUGGAGAAAAUCCGGCCCUCGUUGCCGCAGGUGAAGGACAGACAUCAAGUGUUGAAUUAUUAUUCAGUGGAAAUUCGAAAUAUGCUUUAACCCGGGCACAGCAGCGGGAUGUCAAUGGUACCACAGUUUUAAUGGCUGCUGUUGCACGAGGAAAUAAUGACUUGGCUCUAUGGCUUCUGAGACGUUUCGGAAAGAAAUUGGCAAUGUUACCCAACAACUUCCGUAUGCUACCGCUGCAUGUCGCUGCUGCGAAAGGUAUGUGA